Messenger RNA from Vigna radiata var. radiata (mung bean), 1428 nucleotides. RefSeq lists its product as uncharacterized. NCBI's taxonomy places the organism in Eukaryota, Viridiplantae, Streptophyta, Magnoliopsida, Fabales, Fabaceae. The coding region runs from base 53 to 1135 and encodes 360 amino acids. The record is from RefSeq and is a predicted model, not a curated record. The transcript has a single exon.
UGUGUAAAAAAUUGUUAAAAAAAAAUCUUAAAAUAUCAUAGUGGAAAAAUAAAUGAAUAAAAAAGAAAAAAUAGACAGAAAGUCGUUAUAUAGUGGGCAAGGAAACAUCACCUGUACAAGCGCAUGCACACUCAUUUUCAGAAUCUCUUUGAAUUUCUUCACGACAAUGGCCAUGAAUUCGAGCAAGUCCAACGACUUUAGCACCAUCCUCUUCCCUCUCUCGGCUUCAAACGCAGUCCAAAAAAGCGAAGCUUUAACGGUGAAAGGAAUGAGCCAACUUGGGCUGAGCCAAAGAGUAAAGAGUCUCAGAAAAAUGUCAUUGGCCACGAAAAGAAGAGCAGUGAUGUUUCAUGGCAAGGGCAAAGAGGUUCUGAGGGCUCAGUUUUCGGAUCUGUCACCAACUUCAGUAGGUGUUGAUGGUGGCGACACGGAGAGCAUCUUAAGAGCGAGUCAGAUAGUGAGAGAAAAACUGGAAAAAGCAGUUUGCAACACUCGCACUAAUAAGAAAGCCAAGGAAAUGCUGCAAGCAAAACUUCUAUUAGCAUUCGCUUCUGAAAGUGAUGUUGCUGUUGGUGAAACUUCCUCAACACCCCAAAGGGGAAGUUUUUUGAACCAUUUUGCUUAUCCCUUUCCCAACCGUUUUUGGCAGGCAGACACGGAGGUUGAUAAAAGCAUCAGCCUUUGUGCAACUCCAUUGAGGGUUUGUUUUCCCGACGAAAGCGUUUAUGGUAGCAGGGACAAUGAGAGCGAAUACGACGGUCGGAUGCACAGCAAUCCGUACAAGAAGAACGGGCCGUACACGUGUCCGAAGUGCGGGUGCGUGUUUGAGACGUCGCAGCGGUUUGCGGCGCACGUGAGUUCUAUGCACUAUAGGUACGAGACGAAGAGUGAGAGGAAGAAGAGAAUGAUGGCGAAAAUCCGAAGGAGGAGUCUGCGUCUUGAAUGGGAAAACGGUGACGAUGGUCAGAGAAGAAAUAGCAGUGUGUUUGGUUUUGCAGGAAACAAUAGCAACGUUGCUCCUGCUCAAGUGAAGAUUGAAACUGAGAGUGUUGUGAGGCUUCAGCUUGCUCCUCCUCCUGGCUGGCCAAAAAUAACUGAAGCUGUCAGAAUAAAAUCGGAGCCAUUAUACAAUUGAAUCAAAUGCUUUGUUUUAUUGUUAUUAACAGGAUCAUCAGAACCACUUUGCACUACUUCUUAUCACUCUUCGCCAUUUCUUUGCGUUUUCUGUUUCAAUAAAUACCGGAUUCUCACAUUCUUGUUUGAUGAUGGUUCAUCAACUCAGAUCCAUUUCUAAUUCUUCUCCAAACUUUGUCUAAAUCAAUGAAAACUUGUCUUUUUCUGAUACUUAUCUUAAUGAAAAACAUUUUAAAUUAUGUAAUUUAUUAUAUAAAUUUGUAAUCAGAAUUAUAUCUUGGAAUAUAAAUUGUU